GUUUGGGAUAUUGUUAAUGAAUUCAGAUAUGGACUUGGAUGAAAUUGUUAAAUUGCGGUUUUAUUCGAAAUUCGAGGGUUUCUUAAAUAGUUGAAAGAAUUGGAUCGAGUAGUAACAAAGAAAUUUUAGAAUGACGACGUGGAUUGAAGAAAAAUCGAAGCAAAUUCGGGCUCGCUUCAAAUCUGAUGAUAAAUCGGACUUUGACGAAAAUCUCGAAACGUUGGAGGAAUAUAAGGAAAGAUGGCGAUCUAUUUACAUAAUUUAUUUUACAAUGUUCCUAAUUUCAUUGGGGUUCAGCAUAAUAGUUACAGGCGUUUGGCCCUAUUUAGACAAAUUGGAUCCUACUGCAGGGAAGGAGUUCAUGGGCUUCGUGGUGGCCGCGAAUCCUCUAGGCCAAUUGAUCUUCUCCCCGUUGGUGGGCUGGUGGAGCAACCGACUGGGCUCCAUCAGAUUGCCCCUCAUCUUCUCCCUAACGGUCUUCCUCCUCGCCAGCGUGACGUACUCUUCCCUCGAAGCAUUCCCGUCGUACCGCAAGCACUGGAUGCUCUGGUCGAGGUUCCUGGUCGGCGUGAGUUCCGCGAACGUGGCCGCCUGCCGGUCGUACCUCUCGGCCGCCACCAAGUACUCGGAGAGGACGAAGGCCGUCUCCAUGAUAUCCCUGGCGCAGGUGCUGGGCUUCGUGAUCGGCCCGGCCAUCCAGGCGGCGGUGGUGCCGCUCGGCGGCGACGGCGUCUGGCUGAUCCCCGGCCGGCUGAAGCUCGACAUGUACACCGCCUCCGGCUGGAUCAACUCGCUGUUGACGCUGGUCAACAUCUACCUGUUCUUCCCGUCGGUGUUCCGCGAGCACAAGAUCGCCGUGAAGGAGGCCAUGCUGAAGGCGGGGAAGGACAACAUGAGCGACGUGUGGAGGGAGGAGAGGACCAAUUACGUGUCGGCUUGGACGCUGAUCGUGGCGUUUUUUGUGUUGGUUUUUAAUUUUAUGUUGCUGGAGACUUUGGGAACGCCGCUCACCAUGGACCAGUUCGCUUGGUCCAAGAGCGAUUCCCUUUGGUACAUGGGCAUUCUAAUGUCCGUAGGAGCGGUAGUAGCCAUCAUGACAUUCUCCUCGAUAGCCCCCCUAUCGAAGCGUUUCUCCGAAACCAAAGUGAUGAUAUGGCUGGGAUUCUUCCUGAUGGUGAUCGGGCGCUUCAGCAUGAUACCUUUAGCCGGCGAUCCGCCGAAAAUGUACGAUUCUGGAUUCAAAUUGAACCUGUCCCGCUACUGCGACGCCACGUUGCACGCAGAUUCGGGGGACUUAAACGUGACUCUGCUUAACCAAACGUUGGCCACCUUCGGAAGAAGCUUAAAGGCCGGUUCGGACGUGAAGAAUGCGACGUUUAACUGCGGAGAAGACUUGCUAGGAUGUCCCAGCGAUCAGGAGUGGUGCGUGUACACUCCUCAAUUGAAGUUAUCGCAGUUUAUUAUCGGUUAUAUGCUCACUUCGUUCGGGUAUCCCAUCGGGGUGACCCUGUUGCAGACUGUAUUUUCGAAGUUGUUGGGGUCGCGACCGCAGGGAGUUUGGAUGGGUUUGAUGACUGGCGCCGGAUGUCUUUCUCGAGUAAUGGGGCCCGUGUUCGUGACUUACAUUUACGAAGAAUACGGGACAAUAUGGACGUUCGGUUUAACGACGAUCAUGAUGAUAGUCUGUCAAUGUUGGCUUUUGGGAUUUAAACGUAUUCUGAAUCCCGAAGAGAUUAAAGAUAUUGAUGAAAAUGGCGAUCAAGAACUUAAAGAAACUUCCAAGUUCGUGUCCGUGGAAUUAUCGAAGGAAUAGGAACGACAGGCAUACUUUAAAAUGUGAUAUUUUUGUAAAUAUACUGAUCUUCCGCGUUUUAUGUGAUACUUAAUAUUUUUCGAUGCUGUACAAUCUUAUUAAAGAUUUUUUUAUAGUAUAUGUAAUCUUUUUGGCUAUAAAAUUCAUUAAUUGUUUAUUUUUAGUCAAAGUUAAUUAUUUAUUUGUAGUACUCAUGUAAA
Phyllotreta striolata is the source of this 2013-nucleotide messenger RNA. The record is from the annotation of a GenBank genome assembly. NCBI's taxonomy places the organism in Eukaryota, Metazoa, Arthropoda, Insecta, Coleoptera, Chrysomelidae.